GAACUGGACAAUAAUUGGCUCGUGGAACAAAUAAGGAGCAUGUCUCCGAUGACUAAAUCCUACACAACAUCACUCCAAGUAAGUCCACUAAGAGAGCACUUGUCCAGUCGCGAGCAAGGCGCUAAGUUGUGAAGUGACUGUGAAGAAGAGAUGAAGGGGGUUGCAGCGGCCGUUUGGCUCGUGUGCUACGUCGCGACGCUAGGAGACGCCGUUGCUUUUGAUACAACGACGACCAAACAACUGGAAGAAGUGAUCGAAAAGAAUGAUUUCAUCGUGUAUAUCAAUCACAUCAAACCCAAACGACGAAUUGUACAUAAUGCAGAGACGCUUUUUGCGGUUGAAUUUCCAGGAACCGAUCAGAAAUUCGAGCUCAAACUUGACAGAAGCACGAAACGAGUUAUUGUUGAAACUGUGGAGGAUGGCCGCCGCAGAAUCCAACACUUCAAAGUUGACUCCCUCCACGAGAAUAGUAUCAUCAAGUCGCUGAUUCUGGCCGUAAAUCAGACCAAACCAGGGGCACAUGCCACGUUGUAUAUAAAUUGUGUGUCUUAUGGAAUGGUUGCCACCCCCAAGUCGAUGAGAGAUAUGUAUGAGUCCAUGGUAGAUCCAAGAGUAGAAGUGUUCCAUGACAAAAAAUACCCAUUAUUCGUCGACGGCCACAAAGACCUCCGCAUGGUGCUUAGCAAAAACAACUGCCCCGUCCAACCAGAAACCGACUAUGACGACUCCUUCAGCUACCUCCGUGACGACCCCAUCAUCGGCGGCCGCAAAGACCACCGCGCUGACAUCCCCAUUCUCGACGCCAUCGACACGAACGCCCUCUUCGACGUCAUCAACAAACUCAUCAUUGCUGUCAACCGUCUUGACGAAGAAAUCGGCCAACAUUCGCAAGUCAUUGACCAUUUACGCCACCUCAUCGAAGAAUGCGAAUUGUGCAAACGCAGGCCCCCUGAGUACGUUCGCCCCACUUGUGCUACACACAACCCCUGCGCUCCGGGUGUACGGUGUGAAGAGACCGCCACGGGUUUGAGAUGCGGCCCUUGCCCUUCAGGAUACAUCGGAAAUGGGUAUCAGUGUAGGAGAGGACGCACUUGUAGAGAUCAGCCAUGCUUUCGAGGAGUGCAAUGUUAUGAUGAUGCGGAGAGGGGGUACCGUUGCGGGAGCUGUCCACAAGGAUACGAGGGCAAUGGGGAAGUUUGCCAGAGACGGAACCCUUGCGAGACCAACCCCUGUGGGCCAGGAGUGAGAUGUUAUCCCAUCGAAGAAUAUCCCUUUUACCAUUGCGAAGGUUGUCCUCCCGGAUCCACUGGAAAUGGAACGAAUUGUCACGACUUGGACGAGUGCGACCUAGCCCAACCUUGUGACGAAAAUGUACCAUGUACAAAUCUCUCGCCGGGGUAUAGGUGCGGCCCUUGCCCUCAUGGGUUCACCGGAAGCCGCGGAAGCCAAGGAGUGGGCUUAGAGGAAGCCCUACGAAACAAACAACGUUGUGAGGACAUCGACGAGUGCCGUGAAGCAGCCCCAUGCGGGCCAAAUGCCUAUUGCGUCAACACAAUGGGUUCCUACGACUGUGUAGAGUGUCCCAAUGGAAGAUACGAUCCCAGUGUCGGAUCAUGUCUUGGAGAAAACUAUUGCCCUAACGGAAUCCAAUGCGAUUCAAACGCUAAAUGUGUCCAACACGGUCCGAAUUCGUACUCCUGCGAAUGCAAGACUGGAUGGGCAGGAAAUGGUAUUCACUGUGGGCCGGAUUAUGACCUUGAUGGGUGGUCUGACCAACGAUUGCCUUGUCGAGACCCAAGAUGUAAGCUUGAUAAUUGUGUGGAUGUUCCUAAUUCUGGACAAGAGGACAGUGACGGCGAUGGAGUAGGAGACGCGUGUGAUAACGAUGCGGAUAAAGACAGAAUUCCCAACGAUAAAGAUAACUGUCCUUAUGUCCCUAAUUUCGAUCAAAAGGAUACAGACGGAGACAGAGUUGGGGAUGCUUGCGACAACUGUCCUUAUGACUCGAAUCCGGACCAAAGAGACACGGAUCAAGACAAGAAGGGUGACCGUUGUGACGAUGAUAUUGACAAUGAUGGGAUAAGAAAUGAGAGGGAUAAUUGUCCAUUGAUUCCUAACAGGGAUCAAAGGGAUAGUGAUCGUGACGGUAUUGGAGAUGUUUGUGAUAACUGUCCUAAUGUCUUUAAUCCCAAACAGAAAGAUAGUGAUUUCGACAAUAUCGGAGAUGAGUGUGAUGUAGGCCCUGAUCAAGAUCACGAUGGUAUACCCGAUCAAAUUGAUAACUGCCCCACAGUUCCCAACGGAAAUCAAUUGGACACAGAUGGGGACAAUAUAGGGGAUGCCUGCGAUGAUGAUAAGGAUAAUGACGGAUUCAAAGACCAUCAAGAUAACUGUUAUCUAGUCUACAAUCCAGAUCAACUCGAUUCUGAUGGCGAUGGUCGGGGCGACGCUUGCCAGUGCGACACCGACAACGACACUCACUGCGACAACGUCGACAACUGCCCCAACAACUCCCUCAUCUACCAAACCGACUUUAGCAAAUACCAAACAGUAGCUCUUGACCCGGAGGGCUCUUCUCAAAUUGACCCAAUCUGGGAGAUCUACAACCAAGGAGCUGAAAUUACUCAAACCCAAAACAGCGACCCUGGCCUCGCCGUCGGCAACGACAAAUUCGAUGGUGUUGAUUUCGAAGGCACCUUCUAUGUGGGCACCGACGUCGACGAUGAUUACGCCGGCUUUAUAUUCGGUUAUCAAAGCAAUAAACAAUUCUAUGUGGUAAUGUGGAAGCAAAACCAGCAGACUUAUUGGGACAGCAACCCUUUCCGUGCCGUUGGAGAGGCAGGUAUUCAGAUAAAACUAGUCGACUCGCAAACCGGCCCUGGAAAAAUGCUACGGAAUUCCUUGUGGCACACUGGAAAUACACCGAAUCAAGUGAAAUUGCUCUGGAAAGAUACAAGGAAUAUGGGAUGGAGACCGAAAACGUCGUACCGCUGGUACCUCAUCCACAGACCCAGAAUUGGGUUAAUCCGAUUGCAGAUUUAUGAAAAGGAUAAGAAAAUUACAGAUUCUGGCAAUAUUUUCGAUAAAACUCUUCACGGAGGACGGCUGGGAGUGUUCUGUUUUUCGCAAGAAAUGGUCGUUUGGUCCGACCUGGCAUACAGGUGUAACGAACGCUUACCUGAAGCCGUCUGGAAUGAGUUGCCCCACAAACUAAAAGGAUCAAUUCACAAAGAUAUCAACAGACCACAUCGUAUUGUUUCAGGAAAUCCGUUCUUACAAUAGUCAAAUUACUGUGUUAACCAACCUUUUUGUGUUCUUUUAGGGCAAAACUUUGUAAUUUUAUGUACUUAUCAUGUUUCAAAUAACGUUAAUUGUGUUGACAGUGUGAAUUUUUGACAAUAAAGUAAUAUAUUAACA
This is a messenger RNA of Tribolium madens (black flour beetle), 3417 nucleotides long. Its product is annotated as cartilage oligomeric matrix protein. Gene Ontology annotation, biological process: cell adhesion. Gene Ontology annotation, cellular component: extracellular region. The transcript has 11 exons. The coding region runs from base 151 to 3282 and encodes 1043 amino acids. NCBI's taxonomy places the organism in Eukaryota, Metazoa, Arthropoda, Insecta, Coleoptera, Tenebrionidae. Gene Ontology annotation, molecular function: calcium ion binding. The record is from RefSeq and is a predicted model, not a curated record.